Molecule: messenger RNA, 2176 nt
Organism: Tachysurus fulvidraco (yellow catfish)
Lineage: Eukaryota; Metazoa; Chordata; Actinopteri; Siluriformes; Bagridae
Gene: rgs5a
Product: regulator of G protein signaling 5a
Exons: 5
Coding region: 108-656 (182 amino acids)
Source: RefSeq, a predicted model, not a curated record
CAAUAAGUGGUCUCCAUAUAACAGAGCGGAGCACAGGGACAAAUUCAAAAAGGAAAAAGAAUGCUGGAGGAUUAACCCUGUGAAGCCAAUACUAAAGAGUCCAAACCAUGUGUAAAGGAUUAGCUGCCCUUCCUCAGACAUGUCUGGAGAGGGCUAAAGGGAUCAAGACUAAGUUGGGAACUCUGCUCCAGAAGCCAGAGAAUGCCAUUGACCUCAUCAUCCCAUACCCUGAAAAGCCUGAGAAGAAACCUGAAAAGCUUCAGAAGCCAACUCCUGAAGAGGCUGCCCACUGGCGUGAGUCUCUGGACCGAGUCCUCUCCAACAGUUAUGGCCUUGCUACAUUCAGGAGCUUCCUGAUAUCUGAGUUCAGCGAGGAGAAUAUCGAGUUCUGGUUGGCAUGUGAGGAUUUUAAGAAGACUAAGUCUCCACUGAAAAUGACCACCAAGGCCAAGAAGAUUUAUGAAGACUUCAUUCAGACUGGUGGACACAAAGAGGUGAACAUUGACCAUUUCACCAAAGACGUGACUCUGAGGAACCUGGUUGACCUUUCACCGGCUACCUUUGACCUGGCUCAGAGCCGCAUCUACACCCUGAUGGAGAAGGAUUCCUUCGGCCGCUUCCUCAGAUCCGAGCAUUACCAAGAGCUCAUCAAGUAAAGGCAAUUAGCCAGUUGUAGGGGGACAAAAACUCAAAAGCAUUGUUGGUCGUUUGGAUUUGGCAAUAAUUUUAGAAAUCCAACAUAAAAAAAAAAAAACAAUUAUCAUUUUACUUAGAAUUUUGGGAGCCUUAAAAUCAACCAGACAAGAAAAGCUAUAUUGGAAUCUUCCAAAAUUCGUAAACCCAAAUUGUCUCUCUACAGUUUUGCCAAGAACCUUCUAAUGAUAAUUCUUAAUAAAAAAAAAAGCAAGACAUUGUUAGCCAUUCAAAUUGUACUCGUGUGUAAUGGCGACUUUUUUUUGAAGAACCGUUCGGUUUGUUUUGCAUAAACUGUUGGAACAGAAUUUUUCUAGCUCCCUGUCUACUAAAUAAAAUGGAAAAUCUUAGUCAGACUAAUUCCCGCUUGUAAUUCAUUAGACUAGACAAGUGGCUCAUGUUUUUGAAGAGGACAUCUUGGCCUCCGAGGUGCAAGAAAUAUCUGAGCGCAGUGUUCGUUUGUCUGCCGUGAAGUGAGAUACGGCUGGUGUGGGGACGGGAGCGAACGACGAGUGCUUUUUCUUGGAAACGUCCACAUUAAUGUUAACACUCGUGUAUAAAAGAGACGGGGAGGUGGGGGGAGGAUGGGUACACACUUAAGCCCUGAAUGCCUAUCAUCAUUCACAGUAAAAGAAGCGAGGGACGUGUUUAAAUGCACCGAGUCCCUGGGAAAACCAGAGACGAGGCUUGUUGUGGUGUGUACGUUGCUAAGAUGGGAAAAUCAAGUAGGAGUGGGUCUACCGUACAGCAUUAGAGAACUUUUUUUUUUUCAUACAGAGGAACAGCAUUCCCAAGGAAGUACAGUAUAAGGGAUAACCCCCCCCCCCCCCAAAAAAAAAAACCUCUUGAAUUAAGCAAAAUGCAGUGAUGGAUUUCUUUCAAAACAAUAUCUCUCAUUAUUAUUAUUAUUAUUAUUAUUAUUAUUAUUAUUAUUAUUAUUAUUAUUAUUAUUAUUCCAUGCUCUCGACAUGAGCGGCUAAUCUCACUUCUAGACAUGUUGCUUACCACCAAGUACCAAGUAUCAGAUUCAUGUUAUCUAUAUGUAUGAAAUGAUUUCCCUUAUUAAAUUUUGCAUGUGUGAAUCUCACCAUAUGCACAUACAAUAUAUUAUUGCAUGUUUCUUUUUUGUUUUUUUGCUAACCUUUUUAUUGUUCAUUAAAAUCACAUAAAGUAUAGUGCAUUAUAUGCAACAAUAGGUGGUCCAUAAGUCCUGAUUUUUAUGCCACAUAACAUGAAAUAUUAGGACACUGCAGGUCAGCUAAAAUAAAAAAAUAAAAUAAAAAUUAUUCUACAUUUUAAAAAGUUAAAAAAGUCUGUUCGUUUUGGAGUAUGAGUGCUGAAUAUUUGUCAGAUAAAAUCACAUCAAAUUAAAUUUAAAUGGCUACUAAGGACUUAUAGCUCACCUCUUUUUAAGCCAAAUACAUGUAUAUGUACUAAUGUAGCCACACAUAAAUUGUAUAAGUGCAUUAAAGUUAUGAACACA